CCACAAUAAAACCAAACACUAAACUGUUCAGAUCUCAGAUAGUAAUUUAAAUCAACGGCUAGAAAUUCGCCAUUUGUACUUUUAUUACACAACAGAGAAUAACACUAUCUCUCUCCUAUUUGUAACUUAUUUCUCUCUCUCUCUCUACUGUGUUUAGAAAUUGGAAUCUUCUCUCUUAAAAAGGGACCGUACACGUCUCUCUCUAUUUCCAGUACAAAUCGAAAUUCGUAUAAUUUUCUGAGUCCCGUAAUUAUCUCCUCUGUUUCCUUCUCCAAUUCGUCUUCGAAUUCGCCUCUCUGUUUCGUUCGUCGUAGAAGAAGAAGAAGAAUCUCAGGUUUUAGCUUCCAAAAGCUUCGACAAUUUUGAAUUUUGAUCUCAAGAUUGAUCUCAGCAACGAAUUUUACACAGAAGCUUAAGUAUAAUUAGAUUACCCAGAAGUUGUUAAAGGAAUGGUUUUAGUGAACAGCACGGAAAGAUAAGAGAUUUUCCGAUUUUGCUGAUCCAAAAUCUGAAUAGUUGUUGUACUUGUUCAUGUACUUGGAUCAAAUCUGGAAAGAGGAAGUUGGUGGAGCUAGAAGAUAACAAUGUUGGCAUCACAUUUCGAUUCUUUAGUGUCGAAACUGCCUUCGUUAUCGACAUCUGAUCACGCUUCUGUGGUUGCGUUGAAUCUCUUUGUUGCACUUCUUUGUGCUUGUAUUGUUCUUGGUCAUCUUUUGGAGGAGAAUCGAUGGAUGAACGAAUCCAUCACCGCCUUAUUGAUUGGGCUAGGCACUGGUGUUGCCAUUUUGUUGAUUAGUAAAGGAAAAAGUUCACAUCUUCUCGUCUUUAGUGAAGAUCUUUUCUUCAUAUAUCUUUUGCCACCCAUCAUAUUCAAUGCAGGGUUUCAAGUUAAAAAGAAGCAGUUUUUCCGCAAUUUCGUGACUAUUAUGCUUUUCGGUGCUGUUGGGACUAUUAUUUCUUGCACAAUCAUAUCUCUAGGUGUAACACAGUUCUUUAAGAAAUUGGACAUUGGGACCUUUGACUUGGGUGAUUAUCUUGCUAUCGGUGCAAUAUUUGCCGCAACAGAUUCUGUGUGUACACUGCAGGUUCUGAAUCAAGAUGAGACACCUUUGCUUUACAGUCUUGUAUUCGGAGAGGGUGUUGUGAAUGAUGCCACAUCAGUUGUUGUCUUCAACGCGAUUCAGAGUUUUGACCUCACUCACCUAAACCAUGAAGCUGCUUUUCAUCUUCUUGGAAACUUCUUGUAUUUGUUUCUCCUAAGUACCUUGCUUGGUGCUGCAACCGGUUUGAUAAGUGCGUAUGUCAUCAAGAAGUUAUAUUUUGGAAGGCACUCAACAGACCGAGAAGUUGCCCUUAUGAUGCUUAUGGCAUAUCUUUCUUAUAUGCUUGCUGAGCUUUUCGACUUGAGUGGUAUUCUUACUGUGUUUUUCUGUGGUAUUGUGAUGUCCCAUUACACAUGGCACAAUGUAACCGAGAGCUCAAGAAUAACUACAAAGCAUACCUUUGCAACAUUGUCGUUUCUUGCGGAGACAUUUAUUUUCUUGUAUGUUGGAAUGGAUGCCUUGGACAUUGACAAGUGGAGAUCCGUGAGUGACACACCGGGAACAUCAAUCGCAGUGAGCUCAAUCCUAAUGGGUCUGGUCAUGCUUGGAAGAGCAGCAUUCGUCUUUCCGUUAUCGUUUCUAUCUAACCUAGCCAAGAAGAACCAAAGCGAGAAAAUCAAAUUUAACAUGCAGGUUGUGAUUUGGUGGUCUGGUCUCAUGAGAGGUGCUGUAUCUAUGGCUCUUGCAUACAAUAAGUUUACAAGGGCCGGACACACAGAUGUACGUGGGAAUGCAAUCAUGAUCACCAGUACGAUAACCGUCUGUCUUUUUAGCACAGUGGUGUUUGGUAUGCUGACCAAACCGCUCAUAAGCUACCUAUUGCCGCACCAGAACGCCACCACGAGUAUGUUAUCUGAUGACAACACCCCAAAAUCCAUCCAUAUCCCUUUGCUAGACCAAGACUCAUUCAUUGAGCCUUCAGGGAACCACAAUGUGCCUCGGCCUGACAGUAUACGUGGCUUCUUGACACGGCCCACUCGAACCGUGCAUUACUACUGGAGACAAUUUGAUGACUCCUUCAUGCGACCCGUCUUUGGAGGUCGUGGCUUUGUCCCUUUCGUCCCUGGUUCUCCAACUGAGAGAAACCCUCCUGAUCUCAGUAAGGCUUGAGGAAAAUGUGGAAAUAAAGCUUUAAUUUUUGGUAGAAAAGGGUGAUUCAAAUUAUGCUUUUGUGUAAAUUAUCCAUUUGUAAUAUUGUUUGUGAGGACAGAAAUCUGUCCCAACGUUUUGAGAGCAGAAAACAAACAUGGAAACUUUGAAGGGUUUGAUUGACGUAUGUAUAUUCAUAUUUGUUUUGUUGUAACAAAACUAUGCGUUUGUUUAUGUUUUGAA
Messenger RNA from Arabidopsis lyrata subsp. lyrata, 2435 nucleotides. Its product is annotated as sodium/hydrogen exchanger 1. Gene Ontology annotation, biological process: sodium ion transport; regulation of stomatal closure; proton transmembrane transport. Gene Ontology annotation, cellular component: membrane. The record is from RefSeq and is a predicted model, not a curated record. The transcript is spliced from 14 exons. NCBI's taxonomy places the organism in Eukaryota, Viridiplantae, Streptophyta, Magnoliopsida, Brassicales, Brassicaceae. Gene Ontology annotation, molecular function: sodium:proton antiporter activity. The coding region runs from base 585 to 2213 and encodes 542 amino acids.